Lactuca virosa is the source of this 318-nucleotide messenger RNA. The record is from the annotation of a GenBank genome assembly. NCBI's taxonomy places the organism in Eukaryota, Viridiplantae, Streptophyta, Magnoliopsida, Asterales, Asteraceae.
AUGCCUUCACGAUCAUCUCAAGAUCACAACACAGUUAGAAGUGUCGCUUGUGAGGAAGAGAUUGCAAACGACCUUCGUGAACUACGACGCAACCUCACUAGAGAGAUGGACUCCCUAAAUCAUGAAGUCGAUGAUGUUAGGGAAUGUCAACUCGAUCUAUCUAACAUGGUUGCUGAUUUGAAGAAUAAUUUCUGUUCAUUUCAAGCGUCAUAUGUCAACUCUGUUUUCAGAAAAAAGAAGUCGAAGAAAGUGAAAUGGGUCUUUGGGGUUUUUGUGGUUACUGUUGUUGGGGUUUUAACCUACAGGUUUUAUAAGUGA